UGUAAACGAGAAUUGGCCAAAAUUACGACGCGAGCGAGAGUCGAAUAACAGCCUUUUUCUGAAAGCAAUAAUCGUCUAAUUAAAUAAAAACUUUUAUAUUUUACAAUGUUAUAUUGCUAAUGAAGUGCCUAAAUAUUUUGAUGGUUUUUUUAUAAGUAGUGCAUUUAAUGCUAUAGUGAUGUCGAAAAACAAAAUCGCCGCACGGAUAGACAGUCAAAAUGUUGAAGUCAAAACUAAGUUUGACGCGGAAUUCCGGCGAUUCUCCCUCAACCGAUCCGAGAAGCUCAAGUACGAGGACUUCAAGGGUCUAAUCGAGAAGCUACACCGGCUGCAUGAUGUCACAUUCCUCAUCUCGUACACGGACCCUCGGGACGGUGACCUGCUGCCCAUCAACAACGAUGACAACCUGGCGCGCGCGCUGCUCACGGCGCGCCCGCUGCUCAGGGUCAUCAUACAGAGGAAGGGUGACAGCCUCGAAGAGCUGAAUGGGUACGGCACGAUGCGGCACCGGAAUUUCAUCUCGUCCAUCCUGAGCGGCACGCCCGCCAAGAACAAGGGGCUGGCCAUCUCCAACCCACACGACUUUAGAAUGGUGUCGGCCAUCAUCGACGUGGACAUCGUGCCGGAAACGUGUCGGAGGGUCAAACUGCUCAAGCACGGCUCGGAUCGGCCGCUAGGGUUCUUCAUAAGAGACGGCACGUCGGUGCGCGUGACGCCGGGCGGCGUGGAGCGCGCGCCGGGCAUCUUCAUCUCGCGGCUGGUGCCGGGCGGGCUGGCCGAGUCCACCGGCCUGCUCGGCGUCAACGACGAGGUGCUCGAGGUCAACGGCAUCGACGUGGCCAACAAGACCCUGGACCAGGUGACGGACAUGAUGGUGGCCAACUCGUCGAACCUGAUAAUUACGGUGCGGCCCGCCAACCAGCGCGCCGCCCCGCCGCCCGCCUCCUCGCAGCCCAGCUCCGAGCCUGACGACGACAGGUUCGACCAAGACGAGCAGGACGAGAUCGUGGACCUGACGGCCGUGACCCUCGAGGAGCCGGAGCCCUGCCCCCUGCCCAGCAAGGACGACGGCCAGGUGCUGCACCUGUAGUGCAGUGCCGUGCAGUGCAGUGCAGUGCAGUGAUACA
Molecule: messenger RNA, 1127 nt
Organism: Cydia amplana
Lineage: Eukaryota; Metazoa; Arthropoda; Insecta; Lepidoptera; Tortricidae
Gene: par-6
Product: partitioning defective protein 6
Exons: 7
Coding region: 179-1090 (303 amino acids)
Biological process (GO): centrosome cycle
Molecular function (GO): protein binding
Source: RefSeq, a predicted model, not a curated record